AUGAAUCCCCCAGCUGAUGACACUGAAUUGACUCCCGAGAAGCUCGGGGAAGAAAAGGAGGGAGGGGCUUUGUUCCACUGUCACCUUUACGAUGCGGACAUUGUGCACAAAAUAGCCGAGGAGUUCCUCCCUGGAUUGGCUUCUGCAUGUGUCGACAACACGACCGGAGGCCUCUUCCGGAGCCCGGCUUCCGUGGCAGUAGACAUACGAAGGGAGAUGGUCGACUAUCUUACCCAAAGGAGCGAAAAUUUCGUGGUCGAGUCCGUGGUGUUAGAAGGCGGCCCCAACAUUGACCUUCCUGAGGACCCUUAUGAUAUAAUCUCUGACUUCAUAGAUGAUUUUGCGAGUUCGAAGAGGAACUUUUUCAGCCGGGUUUCGGGAUGGUUGCUGAGUGAAAGAAGGGAAGACAGGAUAGAUGAUUUUUCACAGGAAAUGGAGAUUGGUGGCUUUUGGUUGCUUAACCGGAGGGAAUCUGUAGCUCACACUAUUCUGAAAAACGCAGAUUUCAACAACAUGUAUCACUGUAGCUUGAGCUUUAAAUCUGAAGAAGAAUUGGAGGCGCAUAAGUUAAAUUGUAGUUUUAGGACCAUAAACUGCCUGAACGAGGGGUGCAAUUUUAGGUUUAGUGCUGCUCAGAUGGAGCAACACGACCAGACGUGUCCCUUCAAGAUAAUUCAAUGUGAGCAGAACUGCUCAGAGAGUAUAAUGAGGCGCGACAUGGAUAGGCACUGCAUAACAGUGUGCCCUAUGAAGCUGGUGAAAUGCCCCUUUUAUUCAGUUGGUUGUCACUCCUCGAUUCCUCAGUGUACAAUCGAGCAGCAUCGUUCGGAGAGUCUCGACGCUCACUUGAUAUGCAUUCUGCAGCUUGUUUACAAGGAAGCGAAGACAGAAGAUCUCAAGGAAAGAGUUGAAGAACUUACUAAGUUAGCUUCUACUGAAAAGCUAGCAGCAGCUCGUGAUGUACGAUCCCUAACCUUUGCAAUUAAGGAUCUCGAUGCGAAGCUUGGCCCAUUAAAACUCAAGACUGCUGCAGAGAGCGACGAUGAGGUCAAUGAUUUGACUGAUGAGAAGGAUGAAAAGGAUGAGAAGACCGCCUCACCAAACAAAAAGCUCAGUGUGGAAUCUCUAAGAACAAAUACAGAAACUGCAAACUCACCCCCAAAAGUCAGCGAUUAUAAGGAAGAAGAAAAGGUAAAGGGAAUGGAAAAUGGAAAGGAAGAAGAAAAGAUGAAGGAAAUGGAAACAGUGAAGGAAAUGGGAAAGGCAAACCCACCCCCAAAACUCAGUGAUUAUAAGGAAGAAGAAAAGGUGAAGGACAUGGAAAAUGAAAAUGAAAUGGAAAAGGUUGACGAAAACGAGAACAAAAUGGAAGAGAAGAACAAAAAGGAAAUGGAAAGGAAAGAGGAAAUGGAAAAUAGAAAUGUAAAGGAAUCAGAAAAGCAAAAGGAAAAGUUAGUGGAGCCUACGAGCAGUGUUACUGAGCCGUCGUUAGAGUUGGAACCUGAUAACAAAAAUUCUGUUGCAUCAGCCGCUGUGCAACAAGAUUUUAAUGAAUCACCACGUCUAGCAAGAGGAGACAGUUCAGCAGAAUUUCGCAAAGCCGACGUGCUACUUCUUGAGAAUCCAUCCAAGGAAAAUAUAAGCGAACCACCUAAAUACGAGCAUGUUUAA
Messenger RNA from Striga hermonthica, 1671 nucleotides. Lineage: Eukaryota; Viridiplantae; Streptophyta; Magnoliopsida; Lamiales; Orobanchaceae. The record is from the annotation of a GenBank genome assembly.